AUGACACUCAACAGUUUCGGAAACGAGACUGUUGUUGAUUCACAUAUUUCAGUUGAUCUUAUUCAUCGUAGAAAAGAACAAUUAAAAAGAGAAAUUCAAGAAAUUCGUGAAAAAAUUGCUCAAUGUGAAGUUGAAAUGUCAAUAAUACAAUCUCAUAAUACUACUAACCGUCAAAAUGGAAAUAUCAAACAAUGGAUAAUUGGUAAAAGGCAAUUUAAUGAGAAUCCAAAAGAAGGUAUUCGUUGGCUUAUUGAUAAUAAUCUUAUUCAAAAUACUCCAGAACAUGUGGCUGCAUUUCUAUUUAAUGAAAUUGGUUUAAGUAAACGCGCAAUUGGUGAUUAUCUUGGAGAAAAAGAUGAUUCUCAUAUUGAAGUUCUCAAACAUUUUGCUCAUAUGUAUGAUUUUUUUUCAACCGAUAUUGUCGAAGCUUUGAGACGUUAUUUAUUUACAUUUCUUCUUCCAGGUGAAGCACAAAAAAUUGAUCGAAUUAUGGAAGCAUUUGCUCAACGUUAUUAUGAAUGUAAUCCAGAUAUAUAUGCUAAUGCUGAAAUAUGUUUUAUUUUAUCAUUUGCUAUAAUUAUGUUAAAUACAUCAUUACAUAAUAAAAAUGCUCGUUUGGGUGGUCCAUUUACAUAUGAAAAAUUUGUCUGUAGUUUAAAUGAAGCUAUUCCACGUCAACAUAUGCCUGAUACAAAUCUAAUCAAAAAUAUUUAUGAUAAUAUUAAAAAUAAUGAAUUAAAAUUUCCUGAUGAUGAUAUUGAUUUAUCGAGUGUCAGCGCCAGAAUUAAAGAGGGUGACUCCAUAAUAAUUAAAGAAGGAUGGUUAUGGAAACAAGGUGGUCGUGUUCGACAAUGGAAACGACGAUGGUUUGUUAUAACAGAUGGUUGUCUUUUUUAUUAUGAAUCUAGAACAGAAGUUGAUAAUCCUCGUGGUAUAAUACCAUUAAUUGAUGUUGGUGUUCGAGAAAUUGAAGAUGAUCGUACAAAACAAUUUUGUUUUGAACUUUUUCCACUUGCUGGAGAAAAAGUUAAAACAACAAAACCAAUACCAGGUGAAAUAGGAAAAGCUACUGAAGGUAAUCAUACUGUUUAUCGAAUGUCAGCAUCAUCAGAAGAUGAACGUAAAGAUUGGAUUCGUGCAUUACGUAUUGGAAGUCAAAAUGAACUACCUAAACAACGAUCAUCUUAA
Messenger RNA from Rotaria sordida, 1188 nucleotides. The record is from the annotation of a GenBank genome assembly. NCBI's taxonomy places the organism in Eukaryota, Metazoa, Rotifera, Eurotatoria, Philodinida, Philodinidae.